AUGGUGAUGCCAAAUAUUUAUAAUAUGGAAUCUAAUAAUCCAACACUUUGUUCCCAAGUUAAUCAACCAACAAAUGGACAAAUUGAAUUAAACUAUCAUAAUCAUAAUCAUAAUAAUAAUGGUGACAUUACCCAUGAAAAUACUCCCAGUAACAUUUAUACCCAUUUAGGAUUUGCAUUACAUAAUCCUUUAAUUAAUCAAUCCUUACAACAUCCAACGACAUCGAUUGGGAAUUCAACGAAUCAUUCAUUUCAAUCUUUGAUAAAUGAGAAUCAUAUUGGAAGAAAUGUUGACAUUACAAAUGAUCUAAUAAAAUUGACAAAUCUAUCAACAGGAGAUUUAUAUUGUUCAGAUAAUCAAUUGGAAAAUGUAACCUUUACGUCAAGUUUUGUUCCGUCAAAUAAUGAAACAGUCCAUUCGAACAUACAACAAGAUCCAAGUCAAAGUUAUACUUAUUCAUAUAAGACUAAUAAUAAUAAUGAAUCAGUAAUGGGAUUAUCAGACCUUAAAUACUUUACAAGUUUAAAUAAUGAAGAAAAUGAAAGACGAUUCAAAGAUGAUGUCAAAGAAUCAGUAUGUAUUUACACUGAAGCACCAAGUACCAUGACAACAAUGACAAAUAAUAUAAAUGAAACUUCAUUUAUCCCAUUAUUUGAUCCAAUUGUUUGGAAUUCAACUCAUUGGAAACAAUUUGCAACCAUAGCACAGAAUUCAUGUCAUGAUACUAUAACGGAUCCAUUGAUAUACAAUCAGAUGGCUGGAAUCCAUAAAACUAAUCUCACUAAUUUUUGUCCUAUGGAUAAAACAACAAGUGAUUUAUCUACUUCUUUGACAAGAUCUAAUUUAUCCAUUUCAUAUCCAUUAGAUACUUAUAACCAUUUGACUACAUUGACUUCAUCAAAUUUUACUGAUUCAAAUGUGUUCAAUACUCAAUUAUCAAGUUACUUAACAAAAAAUUCUAGAAAUCUAAAUGAGUGUAGUAGUGGUAAUGGAAGUAAAUUUCCGUUACUACCAUCUUUAUUGACUGACUGUUCAAGUUCUUCAACUUCAAUGACAACCGUCAGUUCUGAAUCAACAUUAAAAUAUCAUUCAAAUGAUUAUGAUCAUCAAAAUUUGUUUCAAUACAAUCCUUCAUCUGAUAGUACAUUGACACAGUUCUACAAUAAUUGUAAUGCAAAUAAUUCAUUACGAAAACUUUAUCAUGAACAAAAGACAUAUAGUACUAAUAACAACAAUAGUAGUCUUAAUGGUCCAAACUCUAUAGCCUUUAAUGGUAAUAAUAACCCUAACCAAAUGUGUAUCGUAAAGAAUAAUUUUAAUCAACAGUUCAAUGUUUCAAAGUCAAUCAAUCCAAUGUUCAAUCAUUCAGAAGAAGAAUCUAAUAGUCAUAGAGAAAUGGACAAACUUGGGGAUCAUUGUCAAUACAAAGCCUAUCCAGAUGAAUGCCCAUCUUCUUCAUCAUCUUCUGAUAAUGGAUCAAUGAUAAAUCGUGAUCUAUCAAAAUCUUCACCAUCAUUUACAUUGAACCAAUCAUCUAAUAAUAAUAAUCAUACUCAAUCAUAUUAUAAUACAACAAUCAUUAAUCCCAAUGAAUCAGGUCUAUAUCAUGAUGAAUCCAUUUUAAAUCAUUGUCAUGAUGAUCGUUUCAAUAAUAAAAUCAAUAGCCUAAGUAGUAAUAAUGAAAAUACCAAUCCUCAUCCAACAAACAAUCCAGUCAUAGAAAUGAACCCAACCAUCAAUCCUCUAAUAACAAGUCCAAUAUUAUCUAACUUUUCUAAUUCAUCAUCAUCAUGUUUAAGUAUAACACAAUUACAUGAAAAACGUAAACAACGUAGAAUUCGUACAACAUUUACUAGUUUACAAUUGAAAGAACUUGAGAGAGCAUUUCAAGAAACCCAUUAUCCUGAUAUAUAUACUAGAGAAGAUUUAGCAUUAAGAAUUGAUCUUACUGAAGCUAGAGUUCAGGUUUGGUUUCAAAAUCGACGUGCAAAAUUUCGUAAAACUGAACGUAUUAUUCAACCGGAUACUACAACAACUACAUCAUCUUCAAUCCCAAUAAAUAUGAAUAACAUUGAACAUAAUCCAUCUUUAACCAAUGUUCAACUUACAUCACCGGAUAACUCAAUCUAUAAUCCAAAAUUACUUUCCAGUGUUUCAUUAGAUGAUCAAGAUAAACUUCACAAAGCAAUUGACGCUUAUAAUACUAUGGAUAAAUAUGAAACGAACACCACUAAUGAUCUAUUAAAUAGAAUGAAGGAUACUGAUCUUCCACAUCAAUCAUCAACAUCACCGUUAUCAUACCAUUCACAAGAUGAAUUAAAGUAUUCCAACGAAAUCAUUGAACCAUUUAAAAGAUCAGGACAUCAGAAGUUUUCCAAUGAAUUUUAUCCACCAUUGAAAGAUUCACUUUUUUCUGUAAUGCAUAAAUCAAACACAUUACAUUAUUCAAUUAUACCAAGUAAAUCAUAUAUAGAUUGGUCAAAUUGCUGUCGUCAAGGAGAUAAUGAUUCUAUAAACAAUAAUAUAAUGAAUAGUACUACUAUUACUACUACUACCGCUACUACUCAUAAUAAUAAUAGUAAUGUACAUCCAUUAUAUAAACUUACCCAAACCUGUAGACAAGUCGAUAGGCUAUUAGUUGGUGGAGCAAAUGAUACACCAUUGAAUAAAUUUAAUAAAAAAAUUUCAGAUAAACAACAAAAAAAAUAA
Molecule: messenger RNA, 2709 nt
Organism: Schistosoma rodhaini
Lineage: Eukaryota; Metazoa; Platyhelminthes; Trematoda; Strigeidida; Schistosomatidae
Source: the annotation of a GenBank genome assembly